Molecule: messenger RNA, 4395 nt
Organism: Anoplophora glabripennis (Asian longhorned beetle)
Lineage: Eukaryota; Metazoa; Arthropoda; Insecta; Coleoptera; Cerambycidae
Gene: Lab
Product: homeobox protein Hox-A1
Exons: 2
Coding region: 98-1252 (384 amino acids)
Biological process (GO): regulation of transcription by RNA polymerase II
Cellular component (GO): nucleus
Molecular function (GO): DNA-binding transcription factor activity, RNA polymerase II-specific; RNA polymerase II cis-regulatory region sequence-specific DNA binding
Source: RefSeq, a predicted model, not a curated record
CAAGCGUGUAGUUGUAAAAUAUGCCGGAGUAGUGCUGCUUCAGUGAUAUUCUGUGCCGUGGAUAAUUGCGCACACUUACAAUAAGGACUGUGUGAAAAUGAUGAUGAUGGACAUAAGUAUGUACGGUCACCACAAUCAACACAGUGCGGCUUACAAUUCUACGGAUUCUAACUAUUAUAAUUACUCAAGUGAACUUAACCAUUCCGGUUCCCAUCACCAAUUUCAGACCCAUUAUGCCCCUAAUUACCAUUAUGAAGAGCCGUCAUACCUGUACGGAGCCACUGUUACAGAUACUGCGGAUACACCUCCUUCUCCUCAAGAUCUUAAUUAUUAUCACCCACAGCAAAUGCAAGAGAAUCCAAUUAUCAAUACCGAUACAGGAUUAAGUUACACUAAUCUGGAUUACGCUAAUUCGAACAGUAAUACCAUUUAUCACCAUCAAAAUAACUACAACGAAAACUACAGAACCCAUCCAUCAGAUAUUCUUAUCCAGCAUCACGAAGAAGGCUCUGAUAAUCACCACUUGCACCACAGUUAUUCGCACGAGAACAAAUAUCACAAUCACCAAGUAGAACUUGAUGGUAAUUACCACCAUUCCCAUCUAAUGGCACCGAAUGCACCGCCUAAUGCUUGUAUGGAGUUCCAGCAUCUUCAAAGGUAUAAAGAAGAACUGUUACAGGGACCAGAAGGACAUAGACUCCGCCAACAUCACGCUAUGCAUGGUAUAAACGCAGUUCCCCAACCCCAACCCGUUUUGCCAACUUACAAAUGGAUGCAAGUGAAGAGAAAUGUUCCCAAACCAGCGGCCCCGAAAAUUCCAACUUCCACGAUGGCGGAAUACCCGGCCACUUCCCCAAAUAAUCCCAGCAUGGACUCUCAAAACCCUGCGUCGAGAAGCUCGUGUUUAGGUUCCAAUGCGUCCAGCCUACUAAGCCUAAACUGCCUCAAUACCGGCAGGACAAAUUUUACGAACAAACAACUUACAGAAUUAGAAAAGGAAUUCCAUUUCAACAAAUACCUAACGAGAGCUAGACGCAUCGAAAUCGCUUCAGCGUUACAACUGAACGAGACCCAAGUGAAGAUAUGGUUCCAGAAUAGACGAAUGAAACAGAAAAAGAGAAUGAAGGAGGGACUAAUUCCGCCAGAACCAAUUUUAAAUUCGGGAAGUAACAGUAACUCACCCACGUCCACCAAUGCACUGCAGAAUGAGUCUGUAGCUGGUAGUAAUGAAAACAGUCGAGAAUCAAAUUAAACCAUUUUAGGACACUGUAAAAACAGAUUGUAGUUUGAUUGUAAUUGGCGAAUUGUUUUAUAAUAUCUCGAAAUAAACUAAAAAAAACACAGUUAAAGAAAUUAUAGGUUAGAUUUACAAAAACAGUCAACUUUAUCAAUUUCUAACAAUUUUAAUAAGUAAACAGUUUUUAUUGACGUUUGUAUCCUAAUAAGUAAGGUACAGAGAAACAAAAGUAAACAACGUUUGAAGUACAAGAAAUUGAGUACAAUUUAUCUAAAUAUCGACAUAUACUUCCUAUGUUGCCAUCUUUAUACGUAAAUUGACUUUCAUGAUGAACUAAAUUGUCCUUUAAAUUUAAAGUCAACUUUAGUAUGUUUGUGAAACCCGACGUAAGUAUUUUAAUAAGCAGGACCAUAUUUACCCACAGGCGCAUUAGGCGCAAAAUGGGAACUCAGUCUCUCUAGAGAGCCUCAUUUUAAAACUUUACAAUAUAGGAUGUAAUUUUCAAUGUAUCGAAUGUUGCAUAAAACACUCCAAUUCGAGCAAAAAAACAAUUUGAUAUAACCAGGGCGUAUAGGGAGAAUCGCACUGUCUACAUGUCAAAAUAAUAAGAAAAAACUCGAAUGUUGUUAUGCGAUUUUUAUUUGUUUUCAAGCUUUCACGUACAUUUCAAUAAAAAUAAAUACAUAUAUUGAUACUCUAUUAACCAUAACAUUCUUUGAUUAAAUGUUCAAAAACACCACCACCUCUAAACACUUUCUGCUUUGCUUCAUCUACGAAGGACCUCUGUAGCUCUCCUCUUUGCUGCAUGUCUUUCUAGUCUAGUUCUAGAUCUCCAGACCUAUGUUGUGAGGUCUGAAGAUCUUGGAGGCCAACUAAUAGGACCACCGAGGCCAAUCCAACACCCUGGAACCCUCUUAUUCAAAUCUAGCUUGACUAGAUGAGUGAAAUGUGCAGGAGCUCCAUCGUGCUAGUGGUAGAUUAGCAUUCUCAUCUUUAUAGGAACAUCCUCUACUAGUAGGUACUUGUAAUUCAUUUUGUAAAAAAAUUAAGUAGUGGUCUCCUGUGAGUAGAUUCUCCGAAAUUAAAGAGCCAAUUAUCCAACUAGAGGUCAUACCACAGCCAACUAUCAAUCAUACCGCACCACAAGUUUACCGAAAACCUAUGCUUCAUCUGUAAAAAGUAUGCGGGAUACAAGAUGAUUAUUAUUAUUGACUCGACAAAACUCGAUACGUUUAGUGAUCUUCCGGUUGUAGGUGUUGUACCCUCUGUACAUGGCAUACCAUAGGCCAUAGCCUUCGCAGGGUUUUUAUUAGUCUUUUUUGUAGAAUGUCCAAUUGAGUAGAAAUUCUUCGUGAGCUGGUGCAUCAUCUUCUAAUAGACCGAUAAUAUUUUCUACUUCCUCUUUCUGAUUUCGCACAGUUUGUUGAAAACCCUGAUGAAUACAUUUUUAUCAUGACAUCUGUGAUAUGAAAAUCGUUGACAAUAUUCUUUAAUAGCAACAUUACAAAAUUUGAAUAUGUUCUUGGCAUUUUGUAACACCUUAAUCGUACAAACGUGUAAGCAAAUAUGAAACUAUUGCAACAUAAAAUAACACUGAUAAACAUCCUACUUUUGAAUUUGGAACAUGAUAUACUCUGAUUUCAAAAUUUUAAAAUUUGUGUUAUGUUAUAACUUGAAAACAAAUGAAAAUCUCAUAACGUUCGAGUUUUUUCUUAUUAUUUUAACGUGUAAAAUCCAUUCCUAUAUGCAUCCCUAUAUCCUUCAAAUCAAAUCAGUUUUGAUAGCUUCCUUAUUACUAUCUUAAAUGAACGUUUUUAGAAGUUUCUGCCUAUACUACCCUUCACUUUAUCUGAGUCUAGAGUUAAUAACAGAUACUAGACGUAAAUUAAAUUUCCAAAAUUUUAUUUAUUUUUAGGAUCCCGCAAGUUUUUGCAGCCUAUUAUUUUCUUUCAAAAUUUGGUAACUCGAGGGUCAAACGGAAUGUAAACGGAAUCAGAUAAUUUAAAGCAUUGACUGGAUAUUCAGAGAUUCUGGUUAUGUUCUCGUUUUUUUUUAAGAUUUAAGUACUUUAAAAUAAAAAUUUUAAUAAAAAAUAUAGGUACUUUCCAAAUGCUCUAUGAAUUUUCUUUGAGUAUAAUAAACUUUUUAACAUGUUUGUCGGUUUUAAACUUUUUUAUAAUUUGACGACGAAAUGUCUAACAAAAGUUACACCACUUUUGGUAGUACAUCUGUCAACAAUAUAUGGAAUGCAGUGUUUGGCCUAAGCACUACCCAACUUGCAUUUUUUUAAUGGAAAACGCAUUAUUGCAUUUUCAAAUACCUCGCUCAAUAUUACGAAUGAAUUGGUACCGUAUUUAAUCCUUAGCUUUGUUUUUGCCAUUGUUCAACUGUUUUCGAACAAUGUCCAAUUUGAGACACUUCUGACUGAAGAGAGAUAAAAAAACAACAUUAUUUUACUAGUGUAACUGUAAAAGAUGCAGCCUUUUCGACAAAAUCAAGUCUAUGUGCGAUAAUAUUUUUCAUCAACCGAAUACUUAAUUGCAAUCUGUUUUUACAUUUUAUUUCUGUAUUUAUCGCCAAAGAAGUACGUGUAGUUUCGAGGAAAAAGCUUUAGAACAAAUUAUUCCUUAGUGAUUGUAAAAAGAAACCUAAUGUAAAACAAAUUAAUUUACUUAGGUAAUAUUUAUUUAUUUUUAUUUAAAAGUAUAAGUUAACGAGAACAGAAGUAUAUGUAAAUAUAAUAAAAGUCAUAUAAUAUACUGAGAUUAUUUCCACAAGAAAUUAGACAUUCUUUAUACAAUAAUUUGUUAAAAACUUAUAUGUUUAAAACUAUGUAAGAAAUUAAACUUAGCACUAUAUUUAUAGAUACAUUUUAUGUGAUUGAUAUUUUUAGUAAUUAAUGAUUACGUACUUAUAAGUUGUAUAAAUAUGUACAUAUUUCUAACCGUUAGAUUAAGUUGCUCAGGGACUGUAAUGUACUUAUCGAUUAAUAAACUAAAAUCCUAAUGUCUCUAUAUUCAGUAUUUUUACUCAAAAUGCUUCAAGUCGUAUUAGAAGUUAAUGAUCUUCUACACAAACUUGUGAAAUGUAUCUAAAAUUGAAAUCCGAAUAAAAAAUGUGAUUCAUCAUUAUUUUCUUUGUUCGAUAGUCUCACAAUA